Messenger RNA from Strongyloides ratti, 684 nucleotides. RefSeq lists its product as hypothetical. Bases 1 to 684 code for a protein of 227 amino acids. The record is from RefSeq and is a predicted model, not a curated record. NCBI's taxonomy places the organism in Eukaryota, Metazoa, Nematoda, Chromadorea, Rhabditida, Strongyloididae. The transcript is spliced from 2 exons.
AUGAAAUUCUUCACUGCUUCCGCUAUUGUUUUGGCUCUUGCUUCAUCAGCUGAUGCUUUCAUCUUUGGAGGUCUCGGAGGACUCGGAGGAGGAGGUGGUGCAGGUGGCUGUGGAUGUGCUCCAGCAGCCCCAGCUUGUGCACCAGCACCAUCAUGUGGUGGUGCAUCAUAUGCUGCUCCACCACCACCACCACCACCAGCUCCAGUUGGUUAUGCUGCCCCACCACCACCACCAGGUCCAAUUGGAGGAGGAUAUGCUUCUGGACCAAUUGGAGGUGGAUAUGCAUCUGCACCAGUUGGAGGACCAAUUGGUGGAGGAUAUGCUUCUGGCCCAUCUGUUGGAGGAGGAUAUGCUUCUGGUCCAUCUGUUGGUGGAGGAUAUGCUUCUGGUCCAUCUGUUGGUGGAGGAUAUGCUUCUGGUCCAUCUGUUGGUGGAGGAUACGCUUCUGGUCCAUCUGUUGGAGGAGGAUAUGCUUCAUCAGGUCCAAUUGGAGGAGGAUACGCAUCAUCAGGUCCAGUUGGAGGAAGUUACGCUUCAGCCGGUCCAGUUGGAGGUUCAGUUGGAGGAGGAUAUGCUUCAUCUGGUCCAAUUGGAGGAGGAUAUGCUUCAUCAGGUCCAGUUGGAGGUUCAGUUGGAGGAGGAUAUGCUUCAUCAGGUCCAUCAUCACAAUAUGCUGGAAAAUAA